Messenger RNA from Rotaria sordida, 1176 nucleotides. NCBI's taxonomy places the organism in Eukaryota, Metazoa, Rotifera, Eurotatoria, Philodinida, Philodinidae. The record is from the annotation of a GenBank genome assembly.
AUGAAACAAACAGUCGAUAUCGGAGGUUCAUAUUUGACAUUAAGUAAUGCAGUAUGUUCUAAAGCUCAUGCCAAAAUUGUACUUGUUAUAAUGGCUGGUGAGAAAGGAUCACAUAUUCGGGAUGAUACACCACUAAAUACUGCAAUCAGAGAAGAUCAAAAUCGACACCAUUUGGCUGUUACCUUAUAUGAAAAUACCAUCUAUCGAAUACGUAUUCAAUUGGAUUGUGACCAACCCUCCAGUAGAGGUUCGUUUAACAUCAAUUGCAAUCUUGCUUACGAUGUGAAUGUCUAUAUUGAUCUAAAUAAUGAUGGAAGAUUUGAUGAAUCCGAAAGUCGUGUUCCUCAUCGAUGGCCACUGCGUAGUACAAUGACAUUAGGCAUUUAUGAUUUGGAAAUUCCUAUACCUAGUAUCGAUGGACUGACUACUAAAGAUGGAUCACUCAUCAUGCGCAUUGUUGUGAAAUCAAGUGAAGAGUAUAACAGAAUAUGUGGCAGAUAUGACUACAGUGAAACACGAGAGUACACAGUCAAUAUUAUUCCAAAGGAACCUUCAAAAGAAAUUUCACAGGAUACGUAUGUUACAGACUAUAGAUUGACGCAUUGUUCACCUGGCAAUUUAGUCUGUUCAGUAGGCCAUAGUGCUAUUUUUUCUGUGAGUAUAUCUGGUGAACAAAAUACACAAAUUCGAGAUGAAACGAGAAAAUGUAGCUCAACAAAUAAUUAUAAUGAUCAAAGCAAUCUAGCUGUCACAUUAUUCGACAAUACAUUUUAUACUCUUCGCAUUGCAUUAUCUUGUGUCCAACAAUCAGACUAUGAUAAUACAUAUAACCAAGAUCCAUAUGCGUUCGAAACAUACUGUCGUGAUACUCGCUAUCUUGGUAUGUGGAUAGAUUUCAAUAAUGAUGGUACAUUUGAUGACAAUACAGAACGAAUUAUUCCUAACCAUUGGUAUACAGAUGAUCCUCACAUGACUCAGAGUGAUAUAAGUUUUACUAUUCCACAAAUUGAUGGUAGAUAUUAUGUAGGCGGACAACAUCGAGCACGCAUUGUUUUGGUACAAGAUACAAGAAAUCGUAAGCCAUGUCAAAACAAUGGUUAUGGUGAAGUUCGAGAUUACACAGUUAAUAUUAUUCGAAAGGAAGUUUCAAAGGAAACGCAUGAUACAGGUAAUAUA